This is a messenger RNA of Epinephelus moara (kelp grouper), 3036 nucleotides long. Its product is annotated as zinc fingers and homeoboxes protein 1-like. The coding region runs from base 263 to 3034 and encodes 923 amino acids. The transcript is spliced from 8 exons. Gene Ontology annotation, cellular component: nucleus. Gene Ontology annotation, biological process: regulation of transcription by RNA polymerase II. The record is from RefSeq and is a predicted model, not a curated record. NCBI's taxonomy places the organism in Eukaryota, Metazoa, Chordata, Actinopteri, Perciformes, Serranidae. Gene Ontology annotation, molecular function: DNA-binding transcription factor activity, RNA polymerase II-specific; DNA binding.
GCUGAAUGGUUAGCCGGGGAAAGGAGACACAUCACCGGACAGAACCAGAAGGCUGCUCUGCUGAGACCCAGGAAAUUACUCGUCGCCUCGUCUCGACAGCCUGGUAGCAACACAGUGCACAUUUCAGUAGUUCCAAAAUAAAUAAUCCAAGGACUCAUGUCGCAUGUGAGCAAAACCACCUGACCAAAGACAUGUGAGCCUCAACCCUUCUGUCCCAGAUCUUCUUCACCCUGAGUAAAAGUAGGCAGAGUUUGCUUUGACGAUGUCGAGCCGCCGGAAAUCGACCACACCUUGCAUGGUGCUGCCCUCUGAUGUAGUGGAGCAGGAAGAGGUAGAAGAGAAAACAGAAAAGACAAAGGAGGAAGAGGCAGAGGAGGAGGAGGGGAAGAUAAAGGAGGGAGCAGAGGAGGGGCCGACUGCAGAGGAGCUGAGUCAGGCAGUAGUGGUUGUCCCCACCCCUCCAGAUACAGAUGAGCCCAGUAUCUCUGCUGUAGAGGACAGUGAAGUCCUCGCCCCCUCACUCAAACGUAGUGCUACAAACCCUCCAGAGGAUCUGAGCAGUGAACAGCCAACCCAGGAGCAACAGUGUGAUACACCCGAGGAGGGAGGAGCAGACCCUGCCGCGGUGGCUGCCAUUUCCCUCAGCAAGACCCCCAUUAUGAGGAUGAAGACCAAAUCUGAACCCAAGAGGAUCGCCGUGUCCCUGAAAUCAGCAGAUGAGGCGGUGGAAGGUUUCGGCGUUGGUGGCGAGGGAGAAGUGGGAGGAGAGCAGGAACCCAUCGAAGCUCCUCUUGGGCCGAUGACGCCUGUGGAGAUGCUGCUACACGACUCCAUGAAGCUCGGGGGAGGCGGCUUGCUGGUCAACCAGUCCUCAGAUCAGCAGAGGAAAUCAUCAACUUUAAACCCCACAGUUCUGCCUGCUGGACUGGCACAGGUGCUUUCUGCUUUCCAGGCCCAGCAGAAUGCAGCAGCAGCAGCAGCAGCUCAGCCUCAGCUGUUGAUUCCCCUCAGUAGUAUCCCCUCCUACAGUGCAGCUAUGGACACCAACCCCCUGCUGGGUAGCACAUACAAGAAGUUUCCUUACCCCUCCAUGGCUGAGAUUAGCAGCUUGGCAGCACAGACACAGUUCACAGAGGAGCAGAUCAAGGUGUGGUUCUCAGCCCAGCGGCUGAAGCACGGUGUGAGCUGGACUCCAGAGGAAGUGGAGGAGGCCCGGAGGAAACAGUUUAACGGCACGGUGCACACUGUGCCUCAGACCAUCACUGUCAUACCUGCUCAUCAGCUCUCGGCAGCUGCCAACGGCCUGCAGUCUAUUCUUCAGACCUGCCAAAUAGUGGGCCAGCCCGGCUUGGUGUUCACACAGGUCGGCCCAGGGGGGCACCUUCCAGUGACCAGUCCCAUCACUCUGACAGUGGCAGGGCUGCCCAGCCAGUCCCAGAGCUCCAGCAGAGUUUCCUGCCAGCCCACCCCAACAAACAGUGAGCUGAAACGGGCUACCACUGUCCAGCCUCCCUCUCUUUCUCCACAGGAGAACUCAGCCCUCAGUGCUGACACAUUCAGUUUGCGGCCGAAGAAGUCCAAAGAGCAGCUGGCAGAGCUGAAAGCCAGCUACCUGAAAAACCACUUUGUCACUGAUGCAGAAAUCGCCCGGCUGAUGAAGCUCACCAACCUCACAAAGGGAGAGAUCAAGAAAUGGUUCAGUGACACCAGGUACAAUCAGCGCAACUCCAAAAACAGCCAUGUCAUUGUUUUCCACGAUGGAGGGGGCAGAGGAAGUGGCAGCUGUGGUAGCACUGCAAGCACCGCCAUUGUUAUUGACUCAAGUGAUGAGACCCCCACAUCUCCUCAUCCUCCGCGCACUCCUCCUGUGAAGGAGAAGGAGACACGGACCAAAACAUGGAAUACGUUCCCAGAUUUUACCCUGCAGAAGUUUAAGGAGAAGACUCCGGAGCAGCUGGUGGUGCUGGAGGAAAGUUUCGAGAAGAGCAGCACCCCAUCAGAUGAAGAACUGAGCCGCCUGAGGACAGAGACUAAACUGACGCGGAGGGAGAUUGAUGCCUGGUUCACUGAGAGAAGAAAAAUGCCAUCUGUCAGUACUUCCUCCCCGGAUUCUUCAGAGGGAGGAAAGAUGGAGACAGAGGGAGCAAAAGUAGGAGAAGGAGCAGGACCCAGCUCUUCCUCUCCUACUGCCUCCACAUCUCGUAAAGGUAGUCAAACUCCUCCAGGUGGUCGCAGUAAGCAGCUGCCAAGCAGCAGCAACAAAGACAUGAAAGAUAAGAGUAAAAAGACUCCGGAGCAGCUCCAUAUUCUGAAAAGUGCCUUUGUGCGGACCCAGUGGCCCACACCAGAGGAAUACGACCAGCUGUCAGAGGAGAGCGGCCUCCCUCGGUCCUACAUCGUCAGCUGGUUCGGGGACUCUCGGUACUCGUGGAAGAACAGUAACUUGAAAUGGUUCUUUCAGUACCAAAGUGGCAAUGUGGAAGGGCCAAAUGGCGGAGGAAGCAAUAAAAUGGGAAGCAGCGGCGGUGGCGGUCGAAAAAGACGUGGCCGAAAUCGUGGUUGGGGGCGGUCUCGAACCAGAAAGCAGCCAAGAAGGUCUGCCUCCUCCAGUACAGAUGUGGAUAGAUUUCCCCCAUCGAAGAAAUUCAAGAGUGGGAGGGAGAUUCUGAAGGAGUACUACAUGAAGUACCGUUUUCUCAAUGAGCAGGACCUGGAUGAGCUUGUCGCUAAGACCAACAUGAGCUACGAACAGGUGAGGGAGUGGUUCGCCGAGGUCCAGCGACGCUUGGACAUGGGGGCAGAUCCCUUCGUGGAGGCGACUGGAGGAAGGACAGAUGGAGAUGAAGCAGGAGAGGGAGGGGUUAUGCAAGGAGAGGCAUCGAUGGCCACGGAGGAACAGAGCGGCACAGGAGCGGGAGACGAGGACGAUGACGAUGAAGGAGAUGAGGAGGACGACGGCGAUGAUACAGACGACAGUGAGGUUUGGGAGCCGUCACGUAGCGUCAGGAAAUCCUUGUCGGUCUCUGAAGACUAAUG